AUUGCGUUCUUAUAAAGUUUCCAGGGUCCUCGCCUUUGGAAUUGCUUCUCCGACACCCGCUUUCAUCUGUUCCACUUUUACAUCACUCUUUAUAUCCCUUCUAAUAUCUACAAUGUCUCCCGUUGCGCUUGAGAAGGAGGACCAUACUCGCGAUGCCGAGUUUAACAAGGCCAUGCACGGCCAGACUGCAAAGUCUCGCGGUGGCAUGACGGCCAUGCUCGGCAAGGACAAGGCUGCUCAGCAAGCCGCCGUUGACGAGUACUUCAAGCAUUGGGACAACAAGGCGGCAAAGGACGAGACCGAGGAGACUCGCAAGGAACGACGAGACGAGUACGCCACCCUCACCAGGCAUUACUACAACCUUGCUACCGAUCUAUACGAGUAUGGUUGGGGCCAGUCUUUCCACUUCUGUCGCUAUGCCUACGGCGAGUCCUUUUACCAGGCAAUUGCCCGUCACGAGCACUACCUUGCCCACAAGAUGAACCUCCAGGACAACAUGCGCGUUCUCGACGUUGGGUGUGGUGUUGGUGGACCUGCGCGCGAGAUUGUCAAGUUCGCUGGUGUCAACGUCACUGGCCUGAACAACAACGACUACCAGAUUGAGCGUGCGACUGCCUACGCCGAGAAGGAGGGUCUUUCACACAAGCUCAACUUCGUCAAGGGUGACUUUAUGCAAAUGUCCUUCCCUGACAACUCCUUCGAUGCCGUCUACGCCAUCGAAGCUACCGUCCACGCACCGUCGCUCGAGGGCAUCUACAGCGAGAUUUUCCGCGUCCUCAAGCCCGGCGGUGUCUUUGGUGUAUACGAGUGGCUCAUGACCGACAAGUACGAUAACGACAACCCUCACCACCGCGAGAUCCGCCUUGGUAUCGAGAUUGGUGAUGGUAUCUCCAACAUGGAGAAGGUUGAGGUUGCGCUCGCUGCCAUGAAGGCGGCUGGUUUCGUCAUGGAGCACCACGAGGAUUUGGCUGAGAGGGACGACCCUUACCCAUGGUACUGGCCUCUGUCUGGUCAGCUCAAGUACAUCAGCACCCUUGGCGACAUCCCCACCAUCCUUCGUAUGACCAAGGUUGGACGUGGACUCGUCCACAGGUUCGUUGGUUGCCUUGAGACAAUUGGUCUUGCCCCCAAGGGCACUCAGAAGACCGCCGACAGUCUUGCCCUGGCCGCUGACUGCCUUGUUGCCGGUGGCCGCGAGAAGCUUUUCACACCCAUGUACCUCAUGGUCGGAAGGAAACCAGCGGAUGCUUAAUUUUUUUUUCCUUUCUUGCUUCACCUUGCAUUAGAAUUCGUUUCGCAUCUUAGGCCUGGUUGGUCGCGGGCAUUUUUGUUUCAUCUUUCCAUGUAGGAGAGCAAUCUCCUAGCAUUUACAUCAACGCGCCUUGGAGACGCGGAUAUAUAUAGUAUAAUAGCUGGUAGCAAAGCAAGGUCUAGGGUAGGUGACGGUAACGCGAAACGUGGUGAAGAUAGAGGAGAAUGAAAUACGUAAUACGC
Bipolaris maydis ATCC 48331 is the source of this 1494-nucleotide messenger RNA. Lineage: Eukaryota; Fungi; Ascomycota; Dothideomycetes; Pleosporales; Pleosporaceae. The record is from RefSeq and is a predicted model, not a curated record.